Molecule: messenger RNA, 4629 nt
Organism: Anopheles moucheti
Lineage: Eukaryota; Metazoa; Arthropoda; Insecta; Diptera; Culicidae
Gene: Upf1
Product: regulator of nonsense transcripts 1 homolog
Exons: 3
Coding region: 169-3612 (1147 amino acids)
Biological process (GO): nuclear-transcribed mRNA catabolic process, nonsense-mediated decay
Cellular component (GO): cytoplasm
Molecular function (GO): ATP binding; zinc ion binding; DNA binding
Source: RefSeq, a predicted model, not a curated record
AUUGUGAAAUCGACCAGUAUCUUAAAGUACGAGUACAGAAGAUUCAAUUCAGCCGAAUUGAGUGCUGCCAGUGGGCGCGAAAUCGUGGGGCGGUUCAGCAGUGUAGACAAAUAGCUGUGCUCUAGCGAGGGGUAAAUAUCCGCGAAAAAAACCCCGUGAGGCGUCGUGAUGAGUGUCGAUGCUUACGACGGAACGACUGGUUCCCAAUCGCUGACCUUUGUCGAUACGGAGGAGAACUUCUUCGUCGGAGCCGAUUCACAGGGUACCGAGUAUGACUUUCGCGACUUUACGAUACCUUCGCAAAGUCAAACCCAAGCCUCGCAGCUCGAAUUCGGACGGCGUAUUGGCGCUGAUCCGACGAAGUUGUCCGGCAUUACUUCGGCCAUCGGAGAGCUGCAGUUUGAGGAGGAUGAGGAUGAGCUGGACCCAGUGGAGAAUAAGGAUCUUCCUCCACAUGCGUGUCGUUACUGUGGUAUACACGAGCCUAGUACUGUGGUGAUGUGUAAUAUCUGCAAAAAAUGGUUCUGUAACGGACGCGGAAGCACGUCCGGAUCACACAUUGUGAAUCAUCUCGUACGGGCCAAACAUCGGGAAGUCACGCUGCACGCGGACGGUCCCCUAGGCGAGACAGUCCUGGAGUGUUAUUCUUGCGCCGUUCGGAACGUGUUUGUGCUCGGAUUCAUUCCCGCCAAAAGCGACUCGGUCGUUGUGCUGUUGUGCAGACAACCAUGUGCCGCACAGAAUUCCAUCAAGGACAUGAACUGGGACCAGGAACAAUGGAAACCACUGAUCGCAGAUCGUUGUUUCCUGUUUUGGUUGGUAAAGAUCCCAACCGAGCAGGAUCAGUUGCGUGCGCGCAAAGUGUCCGCGGCUCAAAUUAACAAGCUGGAAGAGCUGUGGAAAGAAAACGUUGACGCAACGUUCCAGGAUCUGGAGAAGCCAGGCAUCGACAAGGAACCACAACAGGUGCAGUUGCGUUACGUCGAUGGGUAUCAGUAUCAAAAUACGUUCGGACCACUAGUGAAGCUGGAAGCGGAUUAUGAUGAAAAAUUAAAGGAAAGUCAAACGCAGGAGAACAUUGAAAUUCGAUGGGAUACGGGCCUUAACAAGAAAACGAUCGCUUAUUUCACGCUGGCGAAGAAUGACGGAGAUAUGAAGCUGAUGCACGGGGAUGAACUGAAGCUGCGCUACGUCGGAGAGCUGCACAAGCCGUGGAGUUGCAUUGGACAUGUGAUUAAGGUGCCGGACAACUAUGGUGACGAUGUUGGCUUAGAGCUGAAACACAACCAUCAGGCACCGAUAGAGCGCACCAGUAACUUCUCGGUAGAUUUCAUCUGGAAAGGCACGUCGUUCGAACGGAUGCAACAAGCAUUGCGCAAGUUUGCGAUGGAUGCCAAAAGCGUUUCGAAUUACAUUUACACCCGAUUGCUUGGAAAUGUUCGGGCCGAUGGUGCUGAGGAAGUGCUGUUUAGGUUGAAUUUGCCCAAACACUUCAGUGCCCCCAAUCUCCCCGAUCUUAACCGGUCUCAGGUGUAUGCGGUUCGGCACGCACUGCAACGUCCAUUGAGCCUGAUCCAAGGUCCGCCCGGAACUGGAAAGACAGUCACCUCGGCCACAAUUGUGUACCAACUGGCGCGUCUUAACAGUGGACCAAUCUUAGUGUGCGCUCCGAGCAACACUGCGGUCGAUCAGCUGACGGAAAAAAUACACCGUACCAAUCUGAAGGUAGUGCGUGUGUGUGCACGGUCGCGCGAAGCGAUCGACUCGCCGGUCAGCUUUCUGGCGUUGCACAAUCAAAUCCGCAAUAUGGCACAAAACUCGGAAUUGAAAAAAUUGCAGCAAUUAAAGGAUGAAACUGGUGAACUGAGUCUUUCGGAUGAACGCCGUUAUCGGUCGUUGAAAAAGCAAUCAGAACGUGAACUGUUGGAAGCGGCCGAUGUCAUUUGCUGUACCUGCGUAGGAGCGGGUGAUCUUCGUUUGCAGCGCAUCAAGUUCAAUUCCAUCUUGAUUGACGAAUCGAUGCAGUCAACCGAGCCAGAGUGUAUGGUACCGGUGGUGUUGGGAGCCAAACAGCUCAUCCUGGUUGGUGAUCACUGUCAGCUGGGUCCGGUAGUGAUGUGUAAGAAGGCGGCUAAGGCAGGUUUGUCGCAAAGUCUGUUCGAACGGUUGGUGGCUCUUGGCAUUCGUCCCUUUAGGCUUGAGGUGCAGUACAGAAUGCAUCCGGAGCUCUCACAGUUUCCGUCGAACUUCUUCUACGAGGGCAGUCUUCAAAACGGUGUAUGUGCGGAUGAGCGCAAGCUUAAAGUUGAUUUCCCAUGGCCCUCGCUGGAGUGUCCGAUGUUUUUCCUCGUCACUCAGGGACAGGAAGAAAUCGCAGGAUCAGGUACAUCAUACCUUAACCGCACGGAGGCAUCCAAUGUGGAAAAAAUAACUACUCGAUUCCUGAAGGCUGGCAUAAAGCCGGAACAAAUCGGUAUCAUUACGCCGUACGAAGGACAGCGAGCGUACCUGGUUCAGUACAUGCAGUAUCAAGGCUCAUUGCACUCGAAGCUGUACCAGGAAAUUGAAAUAGCCAGCGUGGAUGCUUUUCAAGGUCGAGAGAAGGAUAUCAUUAUCAUGUCCUGUGUACGUGCGAAUGAACACCAGGGUAUAGGGUUUCUGAACGAUCCACGCCGGUUGAACGUUGCGCUGACUCGUGCCAAAUAUGGUAUCAUUAUUGUCGGCAAUCCAAAGGUGCUUGCCAAACAGGAGCUUUGGAACCAUCUACUGAACUUCUACAAGGACAAAAAGGUGCUGGUGGAAGGAUCGCUCAACAAUCUGAAGGAAUCGAUGAUUCAGUUCACCAAACCGAAAAAGAUUAUCAAUACACUGAACCCCGGGUCACAUUUCAUGACCAACGCCAUGUAUGACGCCAAGGAGGUCCUGGGCGGUAGUUAUUUCGAUCGUAAUCCUGGUCCUACAUCAAGUUAUGCACACAAUCCGCUCGCAGGAUACGGUAACACAAAUACCUAUCACCAGCCGGGUGGAUUUAUGGAGAUGACCAACCAUGGCAGCAGUAACAGCGCCAGCGCCAAUACACCGCUUGAUGCGUUCAUGCGCAAAGUUCACGAUCCGAUCGGUUACAUUUCACCCCAACGUUCACAUCCCGCCGUUAGCAAUAUGCCGGUCCCGGUGGGAAUGUUCAUCAAUAUGUCGAACGCCCCAUCACGUUUUUAUCAACAGCAACAGGCAGCAGCAAUUCAAGCGGCCAAACAAACGCGUCGCCCAGUGGUAGGAAAAACUGCUAGCCAAUUGCUAGCUUCCGGUGCGGGGUCAAGCUCCGGUGCUAAACCGAGUCGCCCGCGUCCAAUAGGGCCACCUAGUAGCAGCCACAAUACCCACGGGAUAAACAGUGCAGGUGCUUCGCUUACCCAGGGCAUGUCGCAGAAUAUGUCCCAACCUGGCUUCAGUCUGUCGCAGCAACCAGAAUUUUCCCAGGACUAUAUGGGUGACUAUCAGUCGCAAAUGGACAACAUACUAUCGCAAGAAUCAAACUAUCACAGCCAAUCUGGACCGGGUGAUCGUUUGGCGUUCGAACUGGCAAAUAGUUCCCAAUUCUCCCAACCGUACUGAUAAUGGAGCGAAUGGCAGAAAAGGAAAAAAGCUGGAAUGCUAAAGACGAUGCAAAAGGCUAUCAUCCAACAUAAACGACACACGGUGAACAAUAACAGAUGGAAGCACGAUUUUAUCGAGCGAGCAAAAUCAUGCAAAGGCUAACCUGAGGCUUACGACAGACCCCGUAAAAGCAUCAAUUGAGAGAGGGAGAAGGUACGAACCGCCCGCUGGCCCCGGAUUACAUCCAUUAGGUGACGCCACUAUCCGAGAACCGAAAUGAGUACAAUUUCGCGCCGAAUGGCCAGUGGGGCAUUAACGGUGGACACCUCGAUGGCGACCGUCAGACGUUGGGUUGACAAUGCUGCGAAAGUGUCGAAUCGCCCAGCUACCCACCUCUCUCUUUAGCCAGGGAAGCGGAAAGGAGAGGGAUGCCGAUAUUAGCUCUAUAGUUUUGCUGAAACGAAAGACUUUGGCGCAGGAAACGUAGCUAAUGCUCUGGCCGCUUCGGCCAGUACCGAAGGCAGUGAGCAGUAAAACAUCUCGAACACAACAACAACUGUCUGUUGUCCAUAAGGUAGCUCUCAUGUUGCUGCUAACGAAACUUAUCAUUGUUCGUUGGUAGCAACAGAUAGCUCCUAUACAGAAUUGCCUCAUUGAAGGUUUGGCUGAAAUAUUUUUUUUCUGAGGUGCCGCUUCCGUGGCUCUUAAUUACUUUGAACGGACGAUGUUCUUUAACUUCAUUUAGAUGCAAUUAAGAAAAAAACUCCUGUCCAUGCAUCAGUAAAUGAUUGCUUUCAAUUUCUGCAAUCGUACAUGCAAACAUUGGUACAAGAAUUUGACCACUAGCAAACUAGAUAUUGCCGGGGUAUUAGUUUCCGAUUGUGCGCCGUCUUUACGACAGCAAAAGAGGCUACUACACGAUGACGGUACACCCGUCCAAGUGUUGCAGAGCGUUGCAAAAUAAACACGUUCCUCAUUUCAGUUAUCAUUGGUUCAGCAGGAGAUUUACUUUUCGGUUCUUUCGGUUUAGUAUGG